GUCGCAGCCUUGAGGUGGGCUGGCGCACGUCAGCAAACCUGAGCUGCCUUCAAUAGAGAAGGCAUUGUUUGGGUGGAGGAAACGCAGAGGACAAAAACCAAGGAAGAGAAAUGGAUUUGGAGUCAGUGAAGAGAUUGCUGGAGAAUGGACAAGGAACUGAGAAUGAAUCCUCGAUCAAUUCCUUGCCCACCAGAUUGUUUGACCCCUUCAUCUUGCAAGGCCUUCACGUUGAUCUGGUGGAGCCUGGUCGUCUCAUCUGCUCCAUGAAAGUCCCACCUCGCCUGCUGAACAAUGGAAAUUUUUUGCAUGGAGGCGCAACGGCCUCGCUGGUGGAUUUGGUGGGCUCUGCUGCUAUUUUUUCAACUGGAGCUCCCAUUUCUGGAGUUUCUGUAGAGAUCAAUGUUUCUUACUUGGAUGCUGCUUAUGCUGAUGAGGAAAUCGAGAUCGAGAGCAAGGUUUUACGUGUUGGUAAAAGUGUUGGUGUGGUCAGCGUUGAAAUUAGGAAGAAAAAGACUGGGAAAAUCAUUGCCCAGGGCCGUCAUACUAAGUACCUUCUGGUUCGUAGUAAAAUUUAAAAUUCUCCUCCCUCUCCCUUCCCCCAACCCAGAAAAGGGGGAACAAAGAAAUAAAGAAUCCCUGUCUUCAGUUGCAGACUGGGGAAUUGCCUUCCAGAAGUGAUGAGUUGUGCGCAUUAAAUUUGUACUAGAGUUGAAUCUAUGGUGCUAGAGACUGGUUCAUUUCAAAAGCUAAAUACAUAGGGGGAUGCUGAAAUAUUACAGUUUGUUUAUUUUAAAACUAGGAUGAUGUAUUAUUGUAAAGCUUGGUUGGGUUUGGGUAGGUUCUUAAUUAACCUAAAAAUCGAACCAAAUUAAUCAAUUCUAAUUAAAUUGAAUUUUAUUAGGAUUGAUUUAGUUAUUG
Vitis riparia (riverbank grape) is the source of this 918-nucleotide messenger RNA. Its product is annotated as acyl-coenzyme A thioesterase 13-like. Bases 111 to 575 code for a protein of 154 amino acids. Gene Ontology annotation, molecular function: fatty acyl-CoA hydrolase activity. The record is from RefSeq and is a predicted model, not a curated record. The transcript has 3 exons. NCBI's taxonomy places the organism in Eukaryota, Viridiplantae, Streptophyta, Magnoliopsida, Vitales, Vitaceae.